Molecule: messenger RNA, 969 nt
Organism: Aspergillus calidoustus
Lineage: Eukaryota; Fungi; Ascomycota; Eurotiomycetes; Eurotiales; Aspergillaceae
Source: the annotation of a GenBank genome assembly
AUGGGCGAGAAGAAGCGCAAGCUCGAGCAGAAUCCCCCCGAGGAUGUCGCGGUCGUUGAGCCCAAGGGAAAGAAGGCUAAGCGGGAAGGGAAAAAAGAGAAGAAGGAGAAGAAGCGCAAGGAGCAGGAUGUUACCGAAAGCAUGAAUGGGGUUGAGGAGGCCGUUGAAGAGAGGUCCAAGAAGGGUAAGAAGGAGAAAAAGGAGAAAAAAGAAAAGAAGGACAAGGAAGAGAAGAAGGAGAAAAAAGAGAAGAAGGAAAAGAAGGAGAAGAAACUGAAAACUGCGAAUGAGAAUGUUGAGGAGGAAUCCACCAAGGAGACAAACGGCGCCGAACCAGAACGUGAAGCCAACCAGGAACCGGAGGCGAUGGACAUCGACGGCGACGCAGCUGUGACGGAGAAAUCGGGAAAGGAGAAGAAGAAGAAGGACAAAAAGGCCAAGAAGGAGAAGAAGCAGAAAGACAAGGAACAGUCAAAUCCCGAAUCAGACCAACAACAAGAGACAGAAGCUCCUGCGAAGCAGAAGGCUGCCAGAUUCAUUGUUUUCGUUGGAAAUCUCCCCUACUCCGCCAACGCCGAGUCACUGAAAGCGCACUUCGAGAAGAUACAACCGAUAUCCGUGCGAGUGGCCACUCAGCAGGACAAACCCACAAAGUGCCGCGGCUUCGGCUUCGUCGAGUUCGACAAUUACGACCGGAUGAAGACCUGUCUAAAGCUCUAUCAUCACUCCUCGUUUGAUGAUGGAAAGUAUCCGCCUCGGCGAAUCAACGUUGAAUUGACUGCCGGCGGUGGCGGGAAGUCUGAGCAUCGAAAGGCGAAGAUUGAAUACAAGAAUCAGAAACUUGCAGAGGAACGAAAACGCCAGGCCACUGAUACCAAGAAGGAGAAGCCCCAGAAAUCAGAAGGCGACGAUUCCCGGGCAGACCCUUUCGCUGGUAUCCACCCUAGUCGGAGGAUGCGCAUGGCUUGA